Molecule: messenger RNA, 1407 nt
Organism: Branchiostoma floridae (Florida lancelet)
Lineage: Eukaryota; Metazoa; Chordata; Leptocardii; Amphioxiformes; Branchiostomatidae
Product: tigger transposable element-derived protein 2-like
Exons: 1
Coding region: 1-1407 (468 amino acids)
Cellular component (GO): nucleus
Molecular function (GO): DNA binding
Source: RefSeq, a predicted model, not a curated record
AUGCCUGGGAAACGGAGGUUGAUGGGGUUCAGACGGCGGCACCCAGAAAUCUCCCUGAGAUCACCCGACAGCCUAGACCGGGCGAGAGCAGCCAUGAGUAACGCUAAGAUCGUUGGCGACCACUUCUUAAAAGUAGGGGAACUUUUGGAGGAGAACAACUUGCAAAACAGGCCCCAUCAGAUCUAUAAUGCCGAUGAGACGGGCAUGGCCCUGGACGCCAAGAAAUCAAGAGUUAUUGUGCCAACAGCGUCGAAGAGAGCGCCCUCCAUAAGAUCAGGAGGGCGUGACCACAUCUCAGUCAUGUCUUGCGUGAGCGCUGCAGGAGGGGUGGUUCCCCCAAUGAUCGUGUUCAACAAGGCCCUGCCGUCUGGUAAGUUUUCUGAUGGAGGACCCCCAGGUGCGCUGUACGCAUCGUCUGAGUCAGGCUACAUCAACAAAGAGUUGUUUGAGCAGUGGUACUUCAAGAUUUUCUUACCCCAUUGCCACAAGGAGAGGCCAAUUCUACUUGUGCUCGACCAACACGGUAGCCACCUCUCCCUGAAGGUGUUGAUGUCGGCCAUGGAGGAAAAGAUCGUAAUCUAUGGGCUCCCUCCCCAUACCUCCCACUUUACGCAGCCGCUAGAUGUGACCGUGUUCAGUGUGCUGAAGACAAAGUGGGCUACAACCCUAGAGGCACUACAGGCCGUCGACUCCAGGUUUCAGGCAAGAAAGACGACGUUUCCAAGGAUCUUUGCCUCAGUGCAAGACCAGGUAUUCAACGCGGACAAGAUCAAAGCGGGUUUCAAGAAAACGGGAAUAUUCCCGUUCAACGAGGACGCCAUUGACAGCGUAUGGACCGACAUGUCAACCUCAGAAGGCCCUUCAGCGCAAGAGGGAUCUUCAGGGGAGUCAGGAGAGCUGUCCAGUGCUGAAAGGAGCAACAGUGAAACUUGUCCCACUUGUGGCCAUGCACCAAAUCCACUGGUAGGGACACUUGUCCCCGAGCAUCUACAAGACAUCCUCAGGCCGGUGAACAGCACAACUGCCAAGCAGACCCGGAGGCGCAAACUGUCAGCACGCGUUAUGACUCACGAGGAUAUCGUGGAAGAGUUACGGAAGAAGGAGGAAGACGAGAGGACCAAGAAGGCCAAAGCUGAGGAAAGAAAGAAGAAGGCAGAACUAACGCGACUGCAAAAAGAAGCCAAGGCAAAACAGAGAGAAGACAAGAAGAGAAAGAGGGAAAUGGAAAACGGAGAUGAAGAGAAAGAGAAGGAGUUGGGAAAAGAGGAGGAAGAAAAAGAGGAGGAAGAGAAGGAAAUGGAUGCGCAAAAAGAGGAAGAAAAAGAGCAGAGCGUGGAAUGCCAGCGUGACGGCUCAAAGCGUCGCCGAGUCAAAAAAAGGGAUUCGCGUUACGAUUAUGACUAUUAG